GACCAAGCACAAUAAUAAUAAGUAGAGAUUUCUUGAAUAAGAAUAGUAUUUAAUUUUAUUUAUUCAUUUACUAUAGCGAAAAGGUCAAGCCUGUGAGCUGAGUCUUAUUCAAACAAAUAUUGUUGACCACAUCACCUAACCAUACAUCCUCUCUCUUUAUAUUCUAAUCUCUAUAUAUAACAUCAUAUAUAGCAUCCUUUCUAUUCCCAACAUUCCCAUAAACCAAAACCUUUUCUUCUUUAGGAAAAAGCUAAAAAGCCAAAAACUGAUCCCCACACACACAAAAAAAAAUAAACUACACGUACAAACCAGAACUAAAAAAGAAAGAAGAGAGAAGAAAAAAAAUGUCAGCUUUACAAGCUUCAAGUUUGAUACUAUCUUCUUCUUCUUCAAGGGUAACCAUUAAUGGUGCAAUCCAUGUCCCCAAGCUUCCAAAUGUCCGUUUCACAGUUCCAAAAAAAUCAUCAUUAAAUUUAACCAAACAGAUGGUUAUUGAAGAAUUGAAUAACUUAAAGCAAGGAUUCAACACCCAAAACGACGACGUUUAUAGCAACAACAACAACAACAACGCUAAUACAUCCACGUCAUUAACCGUUACAGCUCAGCUCUACGCGAUUCUCGAGGCCGUUAACGACAGAGUGGAGAUGCACGAUAACAUUGGCCAACAACGAGACAAUUGGAACAAACUUUUAUUAAACUCCAUCAAUAUGAUCACUCUAACCGCCACAACCAUCGCCGGAGUUGCUGCGGCGACGGCAUCUCCCGGAACUUCUUCCUUGGCUUUGAACGUUUCUUCGACACUUUUGUUCUCCGCCGCCGCCGGGAUGGUGCUGGUGAUGAACAAACUCCAGCCGUCUCAACUCGCCGAGGAACAACGCAACGCUUCGAGAUUGUUCAGACAAAUCAAAACCCAAAUAGAGACUGACAUUGCUCUUCGUUCUCCAACUAAGUACGAUCUUAAAAAGUACAUGGAUAAGGUCUUGUCUUUAGAUAAAGCUUACCCACUUCCUUUGCUUGGAGCUAUGCUUGAAAAGUUUCCUCAGAAAUACGAGGCUUCUAAUUGGUGGCCUUCUAAAAAAUCCCAAAAGGGUCAAAACGAAUCGUUUCAACAAGAAAACAAUAAUGGUUGGAACGAAAGCCUUGAGAAAGAAAUGAGAGAGGUUAUUGAAGUUGUUAAGACAAAAGAUAGAGUAGAUUACGAGAGACUGGGAAACUUGGUUUUGAAAAUAAACAAAGCAUUGGCAAUUUCAGGGCCUUUACUUACUGGCAUUGCUGCCGUUAGUUCUCCGUUUGUUGGACAUGGAUCUUGGGCUGGUGUUUUGGCAGUAACUGCCGGAGCUUUAGCUACCGCCGUUAAUGGAUUUCAGCAUGGUGGACAAAUUGGGAUGGUGUUCGAAUUGUACAGAAACUGUGGCGGUGCUUUCAAACAUAUUGAAGAUGAGAUUGAGGCUACCAUUGGAGAAGAAGAGUUUGAGAAAAGAGAGAAUGGAGAGUUGUUUCAAGUGAAAUUGGCUUUGAAAUUAGGAAGAAGCUUGUCGCAGUUGAAAGAGCUUUCUGCAAAAUCUGCUUCGGCUCGUCUUAAUGGAACUACCAUCGACGAAUUCGCUAGCAAGCUUAUCUGAGCUCAUUAAUUAUAUUUUUUUAGAGAUUAAUUAUUCUUUAAUUCUUUGAUACAUAUAACAGAUUAUUCUUUUGUAAAGAAAAAAAAUGUAACGUCAAAUUGAGUUACAUUAUAAUUGUAAUAAUAUAUAUAAACGUAGUAUAUAACAAAAUUUAUAA
This is a messenger RNA of Cannabis sativa, 1779 nucleotides long. Its product is annotated as probable F-box protein At4g22030. The transcript has a single exon. NCBI's taxonomy places the organism in Eukaryota, Viridiplantae, Streptophyta, Magnoliopsida, Rosales, Cannabaceae. The record is from RefSeq and is a predicted model, not a curated record. The coding region runs from base 345 to 1622 and encodes 425 amino acids.